This is a messenger RNA of Tuber aestivum (summer truffle), 3842 nucleotides long. Lineage: Eukaryota; Fungi; Ascomycota; Pezizomycetes; Pezizales; Tuberaceae. The record is from the annotation of a GenBank genome assembly.
AUGCCACCGACGCGCCGCACUCCUCGUCGUGGGGGCUGGAAGGUAAUUGUCGUUGAACAUUUUGCACACGAGUUGGCGCUCUGUCACUGACUUUCCUCCUAGCCAGGUACACUGAUAAAGCCUAGAAACCCUCGUAUCCUUAUUGAACCCGACACCACCUUUUUUGCGGCGAUAGAUUUGCUCAAUGGCCUCUCGGGUCUGUGCGCUGUAGGUUCGGUAGACUUGGAAGUGCCUAGAAGACCAGCUCCAGGAAUGGAAGCUCCGGACGGCUGGAAUUGGCUCGAACCCCCCCCCAUUCGUUUCCCAAAGCAUUCUAUCGCCGACAACCUAGUCCAGCUAGCGUCGCUCCGUGUCCUGAGAUGCACAUAUAAGAUGAUCGGAGAUUCUACUGCGAGGGUCCGAGUCUACUUGCUCCCGGAUGACGUUGGGAGACGUGUUGUGCCGAGAGAUAAUCGGGAGAUCGGCAAGUUUCGGCGGGAGGUCUUGUGUGCACUCGAUUCCUCUAAGACAGGUUGGCAGGGGCUAAAGGUGAAAGUCCACGAGCCCCUUGUGGCUCCGGGUGAUGCUCAUCUGUCCCUUUUCUACCUGUUUAAUACUUUAGACUCGCCCAACCCAAAUCCUAAGGCGGAGUGGGUUAAAGACCGCAAUACCACCGACCUCAUGAAUCGGGUCCUGAGAAAACCGAUUGCGGGAAUGAAAAACCCGCUAUACGGGUACCAAAAGAAGACUGUUGCUAUGAUGAUCCAACGGGAGCUAGCCCCUGAAAAUACACAGGAUACUAGGUUUAGAUGCUAUACUGGUCCACAAGGGCAAGAAUACUACCUUGAUCUCGAGACUGCAGAGAUGUUGAUUGAGCCAAGAAAAUAUGAGGAUGUCAGAGGAGGAAUACUAGCAGAAGACACGGGAACAGGGUUAGCCCAACUGGUCCCCUGUUGCGUAUCUGCAUAUCUCGCUGACAGGGUCAAUGGCCAGGAAAACCUUUAUUUGCCUGGCACUCAUUCUAGCAACAAAGUAUCAGUACUCUUUUAUCCCUGAAGAAUAUGAGGAACAGCCGCGUCUUCGUGAAUCCCCACCUUCACUGUCUGAUCUUGCAGUAGCAGCUAUCUGGAAACACUCAUUAGGGUGGGGAGAGUUUAAAGAUGACCUCGGUGCUGUUAAUGUCGCUAAACUUAGGGCGGCGCAUGCGUUCUACGAAGUGCCACCCCCUCCAAAAAGCCGAAGCAAGCGUUAUAGCCCUAUUGAUGCCAAAGAAAGGAUACAUCUUGGGACUGGGACUAUUGUUGUGUGCCCUCCUAAUCUUGUAGAUCAGUGGAAACGAGAAAUCAGUAUUCACGUCGAGGAAAAGGCACUAAAGGUGAUUGCGAUGCUUUCCACAAAUUUUGGGCCUGUUGCUAACUAUAUUAGACACUUGUACUUGUGAGGUCGUCCGAAGAGAUUCCUCCUGUGUCGGAGCUCCUAGAAUACGAUCUUAUUAUCAUUGCCCGACCUCGCUUUGAUAUGGAGGAGAGGGAAGGUCGGGAUAAGGCUGGGAGACGUGAAUCUGGCGGGAAGCCACUUAUUUGCAGAUGCCCUUAUAAGGGAGCUACAAGAAUUGCCGAUUGUGUAUGCUUUGACAGGGAUGCAGUAUACAAGUCACCACUCAUGUCAGUUCGGUGGAAGCGAUUAAUCGUUGACGAGGGUCACUCAAUGGCGUCAUCAAGUUCGCUAAUGAACCGAGGCGUUUGCGUCGCCCAGCGACUACCGGUUGAGCGGCGGUGGAUUGUCUCUGCUACCCCGGUUACAGGUCUAUUGGGAAUAUCUUCUGGCAUGAACAUUGGGGAGACCGCAGAGGCGCUGGAGGCCCGGAGGGAGCAGGAGUUGGAAGAACGCAGGGUGGCGCAGACGAACGAAGCCAAUGAUCUUGAGAAGCUCGGUCGUAUAGUUUGCGAUUUUCUGAGAGUGCGUCCUUGGGCCCUACCUUCUAAAGGUCAGAGCAAUGAACAUGCUUCUUGGAAAGUCUACAUUAGUAAAGGUUUUAUGCAGCGACAGCCAGGAUCUACUGAUUGUGUGCGGAGUAUUCUCCAGAGGAUAAUGAUCAGGCAUCGUUUGAAAGACAUUGAGAAAGACAUUAAUCUUCCCCCGCUGUAUCACACUCCGGUUUAUUUGGAGCCCGGCUUCUUUGAGAGACUAUCAAUGAAUCUGUUUCUAGGCGGUCUAGCGUCUAAUGCUGUUGCAAGUGAGCGGGUAGAUAAGGAUUACAUGUUUCAUCCAAAGAACCGUGGGCCAUUGCGGGAAUUGACUAACAAUCUGCUGAAACGAAGCGGCUUUUAUUGGAUGGGUCACUCAAGUGCAGACGUGCAGCUCAUGGUCUCAGUUAGCCAGAAGUGUCUUACGGACCCUACAAAGCAUCACAGCAAGCAGGAUCGGGGGUUGUUGGAGUCGGCCAUAGAGUCAGGAUUGAGAGCAUUGGGUAAUCCUGUCUGGAAUGCUUGCAUUCGUAACUCUGAGAUGGGUCUGUUCCCCCCCCCCUCUCCCUUACAACCAGCCGCUAAAAUUAUACGAUGGGAGCAGCAUAUUCCGUCCUACACUUUCCUGAAUCGAUCGCUGCCGAAUGGGCCCUGGUGAAGGGAUCCGGGAACCCCUACCCGAUAGGGGGAAAGUCGGUACAGGAUGUUCAACGAUACGUGAAUGCGCAUGCGUACGAUCCCAAACUUGUCUCAAAGCUUGGGGACAAGGCCGGAGUGGCCGCAGCGGAUGCCUAUUUGACCGGCAACACCAGAAGGGACGGGAAAUCCAAGACGGCAUCUACAGUGGUAGGUCAGCAGAAUACAGAAGCGCGUUCUGCGAACGGUGCCGAGACCAAGUCCAACAUCAAAUCUAUCCUAAAGCGAUGUACAACGCCCGUAUCUAGCGUUCCCAAGGACUCCCCACUAGCAAAGACAGAAGUGAUCGGCACUGCCUCGCGAAAACUAACCUACCUCUUAGACAAAGUCCUAGAACACCACGAGACUGAGAAAAUCCUAAUAUUCUACGAAUCCGAGGAUGUGGCAUUCUACAUCGCUCAGGGCUUGGAAAUAAUUGGCGUGGAGUACCUUGGCUACCAGAAGAACUUGCCCAGCCACGAGAAGGCGAAAUACCUCGUGACAUUCCAGUUCUCACAGAUGUUCCGCGUGUUUUUGAUGGACCUCUCACAGGCUGCCUUUGGCCUGAACAUCUCGGCCGCUAGCAGGGUCUUCUUUGUAAACCCGGUUUGGCAACCCAGCGUCGAGCACCAAGCGCUUGCGCGCGCGCAUCGCAUCGGGCAGAAGAGACCAGUGUACGCGGAGACAUUGAUCCUGGACCACACUAUCGAACGAGAGAUGUGGGAUCGCAGGCAAGGGAUGACAGUAGCAGAACUAGAUCUCUCAAAGGGCGCGGCGGCGAAUGACUCGAAAAUGAGGGACAUCAUAUCAAACACCAAGUUUCUUAAAACUGACGAUGCGGAAGGAGGAGUGAAUUCCAACGGCAACCCCUCCACCUCUAUCUCCUCCGACCGCUUCUCCAACCUCAAGUCUCCGCAGACUCUCCUGGGCCCCGGAAAGCAUGGGGGCGUCUACAGUCACGAAGGCCUGGAUGACAAGCUCAGAAAGACAUAUAGGGCGCCCCGCGAUAGAGCUCCGUCAUUGGCGCCUACAUCGCCAGCUUGCCUUGGCUCGGACAGCGACGAAGAGAUAGUCAGCGACCUGCGCGUCGCGACCCCACCAAAGCGCAGGGCAUCUGUGGCCUCCUCUGGAGCCGGGAGUAGCGAUAGAAAGAGGAGAAGGUCCAGCAAUAGCAGUUCUGGUAGCGCUGCUGCUGUGAGGAAGGCUGUGCGUUUUGGCUAG